AUGUGUGAUAUCUCCAUCCGUGAAUACAUCCGCUGGCUGCCGGAAGAAGCUAGCGAGCCCACAUCGACCAUCGUGUUGACAACGCCCAACCGUCGAUUUGUCGAUCUUCGUAUUCUGGAAUCUGGCUCCUCGGUCAAUGUCGGCAAGGCCGUCUUGACAGACCAUGUCACACUCCCGCUCUCCCGUUUAGAUUGGGCCAUCGCUGGCACGUCGUCAUCAUCCAUGAUUCCAUCAAAGGGAGACCAGGGGCAAGAAAUUAAACACUCUCAAUGGGCCCACUGGAUUGAUUCACGGGUGGUGGAUUGCGACGGCGUCGUGGAUGAGGGCGACAUGUUUGACGACCCCUCAGACCCCAGCCUGACCUUGGAAACGGGCCGGAUGCUGAACCCGGCCACCGGCGUGGAGACGGAUUAUGAGGAGGUAUGGCGGUCUGACCCAAUACAGACGGUGCCCGCACCUGACGGGAGCGACGGAAAGGUUACUUGCCUCGCAUUACGGAUGGAAAGCGUGACGGGGACCGACGAGGGGCCGGAGAAAAGGGUCAAACGGGGGUUGGUGGUCCGAUUGGGCCAGUACUGUCAGGCAUUUGCCCGGGACGGCGACAGCAUCACUGUUGAAAGACUCAGGUGGGAUGCCGGGCAGCAGUGGUGGGUGACACAGUUCCGGAUUGGGGACCAGGAGCUGCCGACCGAGAUUGCGACUCAUCUCGCCCAUGAGACCACUCUCGAUGAUGAAGUUAGAGUGGGCGGUGCCGUUUGGAAAGUGGUCGAGAGGGUCUAG
Chaetomium fimeti is the source of this 780-nucleotide messenger RNA. RefSeq lists its product as uncharacterized. The transcript is spliced from 2 exons. The record is from RefSeq and is a predicted model, not a curated record. Bases 1 to 780 code for a protein of 259 amino acids. Lineage: Eukaryota; Fungi; Ascomycota; Sordariomycetes; Sordariales; Chaetomiaceae.